CACGAGGGCAGGAACAACAAUCACCUGCGUUUUUUCUUCCUGCACCUGCCCAGAAAAGACCGAUCGGCCGAUAUUCGGGUCAUCAAUCAACUGCAAGCAAUCCAAUCUUGAUGUCUCACCUCAAUUGAAGAUUGGUCGAUCAUCUUGAAUACCUCAUCAUUGGCAUCAAGGCUUGACUGACUUUUAAGCAAAUGCCAAGCUAGAGCCUUGUUCUCAUCGUGGCGCGUGUCAGCCCCGCCAAAUAAAUCUCUCCAGAUUCGCUACACACGUCCUACGUCACCACUCUUUCGAUUCCCCAUAGCUUGAGAGGUGAUCAUCCUCUACAAGCUUUCCCAAGGUCUGAAGAGGCCUUUGGACUGCACGAAUUGUUCAUCAUGGCGCCCUCACGAAGUGCCUCCUCGAACGCCGCCGCCAGAGCUGUCAAUCGAACAGCCUCGUCUGGUUCAUUCCAUGCUGGCGCGCCGAUCCCUACCCUCAGCUCCCUGCGACGACAGUCUCAUCGAUACCAGACUUUUCCUACCACUCCGCCAAAGACUCCUCUCGAACAGCCGUAUGCCCCGUCGAAUGGAAGCGAUUCCGAAGAUGACGACGAUCAAGAAGAGACGCCUUUGCCUGUGCGACAGCUGCUGUUGCUGGCGUUUCUCUCCCUUGCGGAGCAGACCGCGCUGAACUCGAUAUCGCCGUAUUUACCUGAAAUGGUCCUCAAUAUGCCCGGUAUCCCUGACGACGAAGCUGGUUUAUAUGUCGGAAUACUCGCGAGUUCUUUCGCAUUGGCGCAGCUGUCGACCAACUUCCUCUGGGGAUAUGCCUCGGAUGUCAUUGGACGCAAGCCAGUUCUGAUCAUGGGCACGACCGCUCUGAUGGGGUGUUUCUGCGUCUUUGGUUUCUGCAAGGAAUACUGGCAGAUCGUUGUUGUACAUGUCGCAAUGGGCCUUCUCAAUGGAAAUGCCGCGUGUGUUCCGACUGUACUGGGAGAAGUCACGGAUCGCUCCAACCAAAGCCGCGCUUUCACAUACUUGCCCGUUAUUUACUCUCUUGGUAGCAUCACCGGACCUGCGCUAGGUGGCAUUCUUGUCGGCAGGAUGGGCAAAGAGUACCCUUAUCUUGCCCCCAACAUUCUGUCCGCUGGUCUCCUCGCUCUCAGCGUGGUGGUGGUCAGCAUCUGGUUCGAAGAGACCUUGGACAAGACUGAAGUCAGCUUUGAGAAGCCCGCCUGGGUCGAGAAGAUUAUUUCCUGGUUCUCUUCACCCACACCCCCGCCUCGACGAGCAUCUUGGAGCGCGCGCUGGCCUCGAUCCCAAUCCCAGAACCAGCCCCUUCUUUCCUCCGGACGAGCGCUCGAAUCGGAAUCCGAUGACGAAGAUACCGAGAACGACGACGACGAUAGCGAUAACAAGGUGGACCCGGCAAUGUCCGCAUGGAAAGACCUUAGCCGAACCACGAUCCUCAUUCUGUUCACGUAUCUCGUCUUCCAACUCUCGAACAUCUCCUUCAACAGCUUAUACCCAAUCUUUGCCGCUACACCUCCACCUGCCGGCCGCGACUUGUUGCCCAGUAAGAUUGGCAUCAGUCUGAGUAUUGCAGGUUUGGCAAGCUGCAUCUUCCAGGCCUUCCUCUUCCAAGCGCUCAAGGUCAGAUUGGGCAAUCUCGGUACCUACCAAAUCUCGCUUCUGGGACUGGGUAUCAGCAUGCUGCUCAUGCCGUGGGUUGGCUAUGCCGACAGCAAGCCUUUCUUUGGCCUGGGAAGCGGCAAAAUGUGGCUGUACAUCGAGCUUGGAGUGGUGUUGAUCUUGAAGAACCUCUGUGCCGUGGGUGGUCUUUCUAGUGUCAUGCUUUUGAUCACCAACUCUGCCCCGUCGCACUCGAGCCUUGGGAGCCUCAAUGGCAUGGCGCAAACCCUAUCUGCUCUGGGUCGCAGCUUCGGGCCAUUCGUUUCCGGUGGCCUGUUCAGUCUGUCCAUCAAUAUCCAGCCCAAGGGCGAGGCAUUGGCUUGGAGUAUCUUCGGCGGUCUGGCCAUUUUGGGCUGGGUCUCAUCUCUCUUCAUCCGCCGCGACGGCCUUGAGAGCGACGAUUGGCAGGGCUCAGAUGAGAACCUCGCCGAGCAGGAGGGUGACGAGGCCUAAUGAGGCCUAAGCUUACCGCGACAAAACAACCAUAAAAAUUACAAUAGACCGCAUUGGCAUUUAGCAUUGGAUGGGUGGAGUGCAUUUGGGACAUGGCCAUUUUGACGCAUUGCCCGGGCGUAUUGGAGAACUCGCAAGGGCUGCUUUUGAGAGUUGAGAGACGAAGUAACGAUGAAGACGUACCACUUUGGGAUUUACCACUGUACAAUUGAUAGAUAGAGUUAGAUAAACCUGCUUUCAUUUGAGCCGGCUGAAUGGGUUCAUGAUAGUUUCUAUA
Messenger RNA from Fusarium oxysporum Fo47, 2400 nucleotides. Its product is annotated as major facilitator superfamily domain-containing protein. Gene Ontology annotation, molecular function: transmembrane transporter activity. The transcript is spliced from 2 exons. The record is from RefSeq and is a predicted model, not a curated record. Lineage: Eukaryota; Fungi; Ascomycota; Sordariomycetes; Hypocreales; Nectriaceae. Bases 375 to 2123 code for a protein of 582 amino acids. Gene Ontology annotation, biological process: transmembrane transport.